GGACUGCAAGAAUAUGGAUCCUUCUUCCGGUCAGCGAGUUUAGUAAUCCGAUGCCGGAGCUAUUCGAUCUUUGUCAGUCCUACUCGGACGACCUGUUCUUCGAUUUUUUACAAAACACGCCGGAUUUGAAAAAUUUCUCUGAUCUCAGCAUGCCUUGCCAUGGUAAGUGUCCAAUCUAUAGAAUUGUGAUUUGGAUUCUUUGUUGCGCAGCCGCCUGUGAUAGAGAUUCCACUACUCAUAUCUACGUUCGUUAUCCGCAUGGGCCGGACAUUCUGGGCUAAAAGCAUGUUUACAAAACUGAAAUGACCACUGCUUCAAAGCAAGUAUCACUGCAAAUCAGGUAGAACACAUGGCCUCAUGGCGUUUGAGUGGGUGUCACGAGGCCGCGAUAUACACCACAACUCGUAAACUAUGCCAGUGACGCGGCGAAAGGUGUAUCGGCCGUGGUACAAGGUUUCGGCUGUCCCUGGACCAUCUUCUGCCAGGACUUGUUUUACGAUGGUAGUUGGUCUUCCGCAGCGUGGGCCUGAAAUGGAGGGACGGAGUACUAAACCAGGGGUGUUGGCUGGGCUUCCCCGCAUUUAAGCCAACCAGUGGCCGACGGCGAGCUCCCAUCGCAUGUCGGAGCGCAGUCCGAACCUCCUCAUGAACAUGGACAUGUGGCUCAUCCAAUUGCAAACCCAAGUCAUUGAGCAGGUUGACCGUUGGAUUUGCUGGCACUCCUGCAAAGCUACGCCUUAGUGAACCUGAUAGGCCAAUUGCUAACAUAUCCUUCCUGGCUGGCACUUGGACCAACGGCACGCGUCAAAUGCAAAAUACAUUGCUAUUCGGCCGUGAUGCCCUGCAUGUGUCUCGAAGGUCGCCACGUCAUAUCACAUUGAUGUACGGAGAACAGUUCAUCUCUUAAGAAAAGAAGUCAUAUUCAAGCCGGAGGCCCCACCGGAUGGUCCAAGAUGUCGAACUCUUCUCUUGAUCCGGGUCACAGACAAUGGCACGCCUUGGCGCUAUCGCGGAAAAUAUAGCCCUGCUGGCAUUGUUAAAUCCGAAGGAGCCAGUUCUGGAAAACCCCAUCCCAUCUAAAUUCAUUGAUGAUGGCCGUGCGUCGCAUUUCAUAUUGUCAUUCGAGGACGAGCGGCGAACAGCAGAGGCAUUUGCCAUUUUAUUGUCAAACACAGAUAAUCCUCGGAAGGUGGGCGCUGUUUGCGUCGAGCAGUCGCUCGAUGGACACAGCCUUACCAUUCGGACUGCUGUAAAUGCGGGACCCCAGACAGAUCGAAAAGAUGCAUUCGCCAGAAUAACCAGUGCUUUGAGGAAGGCCUCAUGUUCAGAGCCCCUGAAAAAGCAAGAAGAUGUGCUGCUGAACGAGAUCAUCGGCGCUUGCCAAUUGCGAUUACUUGGUCGUCUCCGAUCGCGUCAUGCGAAGUCCUCGCGACAAUCGGGAAGAGUGCCAUUUAUACACAAGCUUCGUGAUAACCUGAAACUGCUGGACUGGGACCAAAACCCUCCUAAAGAUAUUGACUUCUAUUGGCAGCAAGUCGAUUCUUUGAUAGAUUUGUUUGGCGAUCUUGAAAGCCUUCCACCUCGUGAUGCAAGAUCAGAAUCAGGGAGGGCAAUCCUUAACGAUAUCAUACGUCGUGUUGGGCGGGUACUUCGUCCUAUUGAUACCAGGUCAAUUUUGAACAACCCCAGUCAUCCCAGGUACGACAUGAUCAGGAGCCUCAAUAAACUUCAUCAGUAUCGCCAUGCGGCACGGUACCUCUUAUCAGCGGCCCGGAAAUUCCAUGCUUUCCAUGACUUACGCAUAGAAGAGGUCAAGCCUUUUGGUGAGAGCAAGACUGGUGCCGAGUCGUUAUCUGUUCGUCGAGGCCUCUUUAGUCGUUCUCUUACUUCGCGUAGACAGAAGAAUUUUGUGCGUUUGGUUCAAGAGCAAUCGGGGAAAAGUUUAAGUCAAAUUGAACAAGAACUGCAGAAGCAUCCCGAGCUGGACAAACGAGUGCACGCCGAAAUUCAGCUGCUGUUUCAUUACGAAUGUCAAAUGAAUACGGUCACUCAACCCCGGGUUAUCGUAUCCACUAAACAGGCAUGCUUGUUGUGCGAUUUGUUGAUAAAAACCCACGGGGGCUUUUAUACGCCUAGCUCCCAUGGGACUCUCUACCCGCGGUGGAGGAUUCCCCGAUCUGAUGAAGUGAGUUUUCCGACACCUGCGAAAGCUCGAAUGGUGCAAUGUUUGGAUCAGUUCAACCGCGCACUUGAAACCAAGAUCAAAAAGUUUGCGGCACAAAAAUGUGUCAUACCCAACGCCCCGGAGAGCGUUAUCUUUAGAUCAUACAAUCACUCCACUUCAUCUACAGUCCCGACACCGACAACAGCCGGGAAGGGAUCUGAAGGAAACCCGGAAGUGCCGAUAAAUCGCGGUUUUCCCAGCGCACGAACCUCGAUAAGAUCUCGUGUGUCUUCAAUAUCGACAAAGCUGCCGGCAUCAACGAUAGAAGAUGACGAAACGAAGUCAUCACGGCCACUUAGAUCUCCAGUUCAGUCUGAUACAACACCUUGUCCUUGCCCGCCAAAACCAAAGCGUGCUCUUUCCCUUUCAUCUUCCCAGACCUAUGCGCAAAGUGCGCUAAAACAGCCGAGAAUUCUAACCCGCGGAGUCCCUACGACUUACACCAUGUCACCCGGAUCUGUAGCCCAGUUCCAGGCCCCACGAAUCCAUCUAGACUUAUCGUACGAGCAAGCUUGCGCCUUGGAGGGCUCUUCGCUCUCCCCCUCCUGCACCUCCGCAAGGAGUGCUCUGAUCCCGAGCACUGCUGAAGCCCAUGAGGAUCUGACACUGCAGGUCGAGUGGUUAGACGCAGAGAAUACCAAACUUGGUGGAUUGCUGGAAAGGAUUGUCGACAUUGCAUUCCCGUGGGCAAGGAAGAGGAGGAAAAUUGCUGAUGGGGCUCUGUUCAAAGGGCAUGGCUUGGUGUUUGUGAAUAAAGACAACGCUGUUUCUCUGAAGGCUAUUGGUCCAGGGUAGCCAUUUCUACGAAGCAUCAUAUUCUCGGUGGAUUUUUUUUAUACUUCUUGAUCUG
Coccidioides posadasii C735 delta SOWgp is the source of this 3074-nucleotide messenger RNA. RefSeq lists its product as uncharacterized. NCBI's taxonomy places the organism in Eukaryota, Fungi, Ascomycota, Eurotiomycetes, Onygenales, Onygenaceae. The record is from RefSeq and is a predicted model, not a curated record.